UCUUCCCUUACACAUUCCUCCCGACCCUUCUCGCACCCGUUCCUCAAAAACCUCUAGUACGCAGUCAAAUCAAAGUGCGACCCUCCCCUCCUCACACACACACACACACACACACACAGACGGAGCGCAGCACCGAGACACGGAGCGCCUCUCAGAAGGAUCUUACUUUUUGGAGGGUUUCACAUUGACAUGAUGCCAUAAUGUCCACUACGAAACAUAUUUAUUUGUAAUCCUUUUUCACUUUUUACAACUUAUGCAUCUGGAAACAUAGUUUUUUUCGUUACGGAGAUGGAUCAAGGGCUCGAGAGGAGGCAGUGGACAUCAGCGUGGUCAGCUUUCCGUCUGCUUAUGUGCGUGUGCGCGCUGGACCGCGUGCUCGGGCAGAUCCGCUACUCGGUCCUCGAGGAGCGCGAGCAUGGCGCAUUCGUCGGAAACAUUGGCGAGGACUUGGGCUUGGAUGUCGCGCGCUUGUCUGCACGGCGAUUCCGCAUAGUGUCUGGAGCAAGAAAACAGUAUUUAGAGGUCAAUUUGGAAAACGGGAUUUUGUUUGUGAACGAAAAGAUUGAUCGAGAGGACUUAUGCGAACAGAGUCCGGUUUGUUUCUUGCAUUUACAGGUGGUCAUCGAAAACCCCCUGGAGCUGUACCGGGUUGAAGUGGAAAUCUUAGACGUAAACGACAACGCUCCGAGUUUUCCGUGGAGCGAGUUCAACCUAGAAAUAACCGAGUCUGCCGCGCCGGGAUCACGGUUCCCGCUCGAGAGCGCGCAAGACCUAGACGCUGGAACCAACUCGCUCCGCUCGUACCUGCUAAGCGCAAACCAACACUUUGUGUUGGACGUCCAGACGCGCAACGACGGGAGCAAGUUCGCUGAGCUCGUGCUGGAAUCUCCUUUAGACCGCGAGAAGCAGAAAAUGCACGAAAUGGUUCUAACCGCGGUGGACGGCGGAUCUCCGCUGCGCUCGGGCACUGCACAAAUCAUGGUUACUGUACUGGAUGCGAACGAUAACGUCCCUGUAUUCGACAGAUCGGUUUACCGGGUAAGCCUGGUGGAGAACGCACCGAGAGGAACACUUGUGCUCAAGCUCAACGCCACGGAUUUGGACGAAGGCUCGAACGGCGAGAUUGUCUAUUCAUUCAGUGGCCACGCGCCCUUGAAAGUGCGCGAGCUGUUCAGCGUUGAUUCUUAUUCAGGUGAAAUUCGAGUAAAGGGGAUUGUGGACUAUGAAAAAGCCAGCGUGUACGAGCUUUACGUGCAGGCAAAAGACAAGGGUCCCUCCGCCGUGGCCGUGCACUGUAAAGUGCUUGUCGAUAUAUUGGACGUUAAUGACAAUGCGCCAGAGGUCAUCCUGACCUCUGUCUCCACACCUGUUCAGGAAGACGCGCCUCCGGGGACUGUGAUAGCCGUGAUCAGUGUCAUGGAUCGUGACUCUGGGGAAAACGGAGCGGUAGACUGUCAGAUUCCCAGCCAUGUUCCCUUUAGGCUUCAUUCGUCUUUUAAAAACUAUUACACACUCGCGACUAGUGAAUUUCUGGAUAGAGAGUCGAUAGCCGAAUACAACAUCACUCUGACGGCGCGGGAUUUAGGUACGCCUUUGCUCUCCACCGGGAAAACCAUUCACGUUAUUGUGUCUGACGUUAAUGACAAUCCUCCUCACUUCCUCCAGCCGUCCUACACCGUUUAUGUGACCGAGAAUAACGCACCGGGGGCUUCCAUUUGCUCCGUAAGCGCGGUCGAUCCGGACUCUAACCAGAACGCAUAUCUAUCCUACUCUAUUCUUGAGGGUCAGAUAAGGGGCAUGCCGGUGUCCACGUACGUUUCUAUUAACUCGGACAACGGCAACAUUUACGCUCUUCGCUCCUUCGACUACGAGCAGCUCCGCAACUUUCAGAUUCGAGUUCAGGCGCGGGACGCCGGUUUCCCGCCACUGAGCGGAAACGUGACUGUCAGCGUGUUUGUAUUGGACCAGAACGACAACGCGCCGCUAGUCGUUUCCCCGCUGCCGAGGAACGGCACGGCUGCUACUGAGACUGUUCCGAGGUCGGCGGACGCAGGCUACCUCGUCGCAAAAAUCACAGCGCUGGACGCGGACGCAGGGCAGAACUCUCGCCUCUCGUAUCAAGUGCUGCACGCCACGGACCCGGGACUAUUCAGCAUCGCGCUAUACACUGGUGAAAUUCGGACCAUCCGACGCUUCGUAGACAAAGACGCCACCAGACACAGACUCGUUAUAUUGGUCAAGGACAAUGGGCAACCAUCUCUUUCGGCCACCGUACCCCUCAUUCUGACGCUGGUAGAUGGCGUGCCGGAGUCGCUGUCUGAACUCGAUGACCACGCUCUCAGCCGCCGAGCGCCUUCUAACCUCGCCCUCUAUCUGAUCAUCUCUUUAAGCGUGGUGUCACUCAUCUUCCUGGUAGCCAUAAUCGUACUGGCAGCUCUGAAGUGCUACAAAGACCGGGAUUGUCCUGGAGGUUUCAGCAUGUCCUUUAUCGGUGCUUCGUGCUGCAGUCUCGAAUCCGAGCCGGUACCCGAAUCGUGCAAAAAGUCCAACCUGAAUCUGCAGAUAUCCACCGGGACGAAGGUGCCCACGAACUGUGUAGAGAGCAGUACCGGAACCACAUCUCAGAACUACUGCUACAAGGUGUGUCUGACACCUGAAUCAGCCAAGAGUGACUUCAUGUUCAUGAAGUCCUACAGCCCGAACACGCCGAGAAACAACGCUGCUAAGGAGGCUGAAAAUCUGGCGUGGAGCUCACGCGGUCCUUCGGCGAAUAACGGUGCAACAACCCCUAACGAGUUAAAACAAGACAAUACUAACUGGGCUCUUAACAAGAACCAAACUUCAACUUUGAAAAGUUAUAACUCAAUCAAUAUGGAUGGCACCAUCAUGAGGAAGGUCAUGCAUACUGAUUCUGAGAACUAUGUAAGUCCAGUGGCUGCAGGACAGUACUGGACAUGGGGAUCACGAAUGAGAGAGUGCAAGAAGUCUUCUCCUGCGACAGGCGUCCCUGAGAGAGCAUGGACACCCCGCUACACCCCUACAAAAAAAACUCCCCAACAACAGCAGCCUUCAGGUCAAUCACAAGGUCAACCGCCACCUGACUACCAACACAAUGUCUACAUUCCUGGGACUACAUCUGCACUCUGUACCCUGCGGCCCACUAAUCGCAGUGAGCUAGAUGUCCACAACACCUUCUCAACCUUUGGAAAGAAGCGCAAGUUCAUCUCUCCCGGCAGUUAUGACCCGAGGGUUGAAAUAGGUACUGAGGUCAUCAAUAAUGACCUUUAUAAUGAAUAGUGAAAAAGACUGGAGAAACUACAACAACAUAAGAGAUGUUGGACAGAACAUGUAAAGGACAUGAAAAUGGUGAAACGCAAAAGCAGUGAAACAGAAGAAACUAGAAAAUCUAAAAUAUUAAUUGCAACCAAAGCCGACUCUAUCUAUCCAAAUCAUAGUCCUCUCAUUUUACAGCAACAUUAUGUUUUUGAUAAGGGUAAAAUGCUACACACAAACCCAUUUGGAUUUUGAGACGUGUUUUGAUUUAUAUGUUUCCUGUUGUUAUGUUUGUUACAUAUAAAGCAUAAACCAGAAUUAUAAAUCUUUAAACUACAACAAGGGUUGAAAAGAACUAGUUUAGGGGCACAGAUAAACAACCGAUUUGGAUUAACUAAAUACAUUAUUGUAAAUUAAGGAAGGCUUGAAGUUGGAUUACCAUUUGUGCAUCUAUGUUGGCUUUGUGUUUUCCUUUGUUUUUUUUUGUUUUUUUUUGCAAAAUACAUGAGACAUGCCAGUUCAAGGUUUAAAAUGGUUUUAGAAACACACCUAUAUAAAUAUAAGGUAUAAUUGAGUGUACCAGUAUAAAAGCUCCAGAUCUACUGUGACCAGAGAUAAGAGGUUACCCUUGUAAUGAUGAAUAAAUGGAUACAUUAACAUUUAUUAUAUAAAACAUGAUAUUGAACAGAUGAAUGCUUUGGUUUAUACUGAUCACACUCAGUGUUAAAAUCUUAAGUAUUUAUGGGUUAUUUAAAAGUUCCAUGCUAAGCUUAAGAAAGAAAGUGUUUUUAUUUUUAUUUUUUUUAGAAAGGGCUCAAAACAGAACUAAUACAAGAUAAUAAUUAUCUAUAUAAGCUCUACAAAGUAAACUUAUAAGGAGGUAUUUUUUAUUUAAAGAACGCAAUUUAUUCUUCUGAAUCAUUGGGUGAGCACUUACUGCUCUUUUAUUUAGACAACUUGGUGCAUAGUUCAAAGGUAUAAAGGUCAAAGGUAACAAACAGGAACAAUGACAUGUUGUGACUUACAUUUCCAUACUAUUAUUAUUAUUAUUUUAUUUUAUUUUAUUUUAUUUUUAUUGUUGUUAAAAUUUUUGACAAUCAUAUUAGGUAAACUGUGAGCAUUACAUACCCAUUGGCCACUGUGUGAUUUUUCUGAAACACCAGGCCAUAGCCUUGCAUUGAUUGGUUGCUCAUUUAAAGAGAUGAAUCGAUCUUACAUGAUUAUUGUUCAGUGAACAACAUGUACAAUACUAAUAUGUAUGCAUCCACUGUAAAUGACCCAUGGCAUCUAGUGCUGUAUGUCACUGUAUAAAUUCUGAUAAUAAAGUAUUUUUUCUGAGUAUUAUA
Silurus meridionalis is the source of this 4619-nucleotide messenger RNA. RefSeq lists its product as uncharacterized. Lineage: Eukaryota; Metazoa; Chordata; Actinopteri; Siluriformes; Siluridae. The transcript has 4 exons. Gene Ontology annotation, biological process: homophilic cell-cell adhesion. Gene Ontology annotation, cellular component: plasma membrane. Bases 289 to 3297 code for a protein of 1002 amino acids. Gene Ontology annotation, molecular function: calcium ion binding. The record is from RefSeq and is a predicted model, not a curated record.